AUGACCGAUACUCCUGACAUGAAGAAACUCACCGCUCCUCGCAGUAGCAUUUGCUCAGGUUGGUUUCCAAGCAGACCAGACUGGUGCCAAGCGCCACCCGGGAUGUGGGGCCGAUUCGGCAUGCCGAUGCUGAAGCUACUGCGGAGCACGGUCGGUUGGUGUGGAGUCAGUCAUCCUCGGGUUUCCGACUUGGGGCGGGUACCGUGCAGCCUACCUAGCUCAGUUGUGAAACACAGACUGUGGUCAGGAAAUCAACAGUCAAUUAUCCGGUAUCAAUCAAGAGAAUGGUCUGAGCAACAACUAGGGAUUGAAAGAUUCAAGUUAAACUGCGAUGAAUGA
Histoplasma capsulatum G186AR is the source of this 339-nucleotide messenger RNA. RefSeq lists its product as uncharacterized. The record is from RefSeq and is a predicted model, not a curated record. The transcript has 2 exons. Lineage: Eukaryota; Fungi; Ascomycota; Eurotiomycetes; Onygenales; Ajellomycetaceae. The coding region runs from base 1 to 339 and encodes 112 amino acids.